This is a messenger RNA of Salarias fasciatus (jewelled blenny), 1652 nucleotides long. RefSeq names its product mono-ADP ribosylhydrolase 1 (gene macrod1). Bases 131 to 1228 code for a protein of 365 amino acids. NCBI's taxonomy places the organism in Eukaryota, Metazoa, Chordata, Actinopteri, Blenniiformes, Blenniidae. Gene Ontology annotation, molecular function: ADP-ribosylglutamate-[protein] hydrolase activity. The record is from RefSeq and is a predicted model, not a curated record. Gene Ontology annotation, cellular component: nucleoplasm. Gene Ontology annotation, biological process: purine nucleoside metabolic process; peptidyl-glutamate ADP-deribosylation; DNA damage response. The transcript is spliced from 10 exons.
UGGCACAUGAGCUGUGAGGGAGGUGUGUUCAUUUAGAAAACGAAACCUCACGUCGUGCUCGUUCACUCACACGCCUCAUCGCUGCUGUACCGUUUGACCCGUCAGUGUGUCAGCCCGCUGUCGUCCUGCCAUGGCGCUGCAAGUAUCAGCUCGGGUUUCAGUCAGCAGAGCCCUGCCGAGCCUCCCCGGCCCGCUGUCCCGGGCCCCCGGUGUCAGGUUCAGGCACGCUGUCGCCUCUGGGAAGCCCCCAGCAACAAGUGCUCUGCGGAGCCAUAUUUCCUCUGCCCUCCGAGCAAACAAGUUCUCCACCACGACAGCGACCGCGCUUUGGAAGUCCGGUCAGGGGAGCCACUCUUCCUCCUCCUCCUCCUCCUGGGGAAGGACAGGCUGGCUGGGCAGAUUCGCCCUCGGUGCCGCCCUCGGAUUGAGCACAGCCGCUCUGGCUCAGUCCAUCCACACAGGAGCCAUCACCGCCAUGGCCCGAAAAGUUGACCUGGACUCCGCAGAGCGGGACUGGAAGGAGAUCAAGGACUACUUGAUGUCUCUGUCUGUGAGUGAGAGGCGUCCGCUCCACAGGACGUCUGGCUUUGUGCCGCUGGAUGACAUCCCGGUGUGGACUCCCACAGCAGGUGGUUCUGGGUCGAAUUUCUACCCGAGAAAUGAAAAACUGGACGGUAAGAUUUCCGUAUACAGCGGCGACAUCACCAAACUGGAGGUUGGAGCGAUUGUCAAUGCAGCGAACAAGAGUCUGCUGGGCGGUGGGGGAGUGGACGGAGCAAUCCACCGAGCGGCAGGUCCGUAUCUGAAGAAGGAGUGUGCUUCCCUCAACGGCUGUGAGACCGGAGAGGCCAAGAUCAGCGGCGGCUACGGCCUCCCAGCGUCGUAUGUGAUCCACACUGUGGGGCCGAUCGCAUAUGAAGGCGUCGGCGAGACGGAGAGGACGGCGCUCAGAUCGUGCUACAGGAACAGCCUGGAGACGGCCGCCAAACACUCUGCGCGCUCAGUGGCCUUCCCGUGCAUCUCCACUGGUGUUUACGGAUAUCCACCUGAACAGGCUGUGCACCAGGCGCUGACUGCUGUUAGGGAGUAUCUGGAUGUGCACCAUGACAAGCUGGACAGAGUCAUCUUCUGCGUGUUCUUGCCCACGGAUAAGGAGCUGUAUCUGCAGAACCUCCCUCUCUACUUUCCAGCUGCUCCCGCGGAGGCCGCCGUCAAGAGCAAACUCUGAGAGUGGAUUUGUCGGAUUCGGUUGCUGUGGAUACAUGCGACUGCUCUCAACAUCCAGAUCCGUCCGUCCGCCUCCUCGUCCUCGUCCUCGCUGUUGAUGCUGAUCAAGAUUUCUUCGGCAGGAAGAUAAGUCGUAAAUGAUUGAUUGCUUUUUUUUCUUUGAGUGCUCACUGGCUCCUCGGCAGAUGUUGAGGAGCUUCUCUGCCCCCCCCCCCACUUGCGGUCGAGGUUAAGAGAAGUGUUUUCGCUGAAGGUGUGGAAUGAUUUCAAUAAUCUGCAUCGAAGAAUGAACCCGGAGCUGUGAUCAGCGCUUAUGAGUUGUGUGUGUGUUUUUUCGCCGCAGCAUCGGAAUAUUAGGAUUCCAGCGUGUGCGCUUGUGUAUGAGACUCACGGCAAAAGCUUAUUAAAACAAAUCUCACAGGCUC